Juglans microcarpa x Juglans regia is the source of this 660-nucleotide messenger RNA. RefSeq names its product nucleoside diphosphate kinase B-like. Lineage: Eukaryota; Viridiplantae; Streptophyta; Magnoliopsida; Fagales; Juglandaceae. The transcript has 4 exons. Gene Ontology annotation, molecular function: nucleoside diphosphate kinase activity. The record is from RefSeq and is a predicted model, not a curated record. Gene Ontology annotation, biological process: UTP biosynthetic process; CTP biosynthetic process; GTP biosynthetic process. Bases 67 to 513 code for a protein of 148 amino acids.
AGAUCGUCUCAUACACAUCCUAUUCACUUUCAGUGUUGCAACAACACUAGAGACUUCAGAGAGAAGAUGGAGCAGACCUUCAUCAUGAUCAAGCCUGAUGGUGUCCAGAGGGGCCUGGUUGGUGAGAUCAUUAGCAGAUUUGAGAAGAAGGGCUUCUAUUUGAAAGGUUUGAAGCUCAUCACUGUGGACCGUUCUUUUGCUGAGAGGCACUAUGCGGACUUGUCUGCGAAGCCCUUUUUCAAUGGGUUGGUUGAAUACAUCAUUUCUGGUCCUGUUGUUGCUAUGGUUUGGGAGGGUAAGAAUGUUGUGACAACUGGUCGAAAGAUUAUUGGAGCUACAAAUCCUUCGGAUUCUGCCCCUGGAACCAUCCGUGGUGACUUUGCAGUUGAAAUUGGGAGGAACGUUAUUCAUGGAAGUGAUUCGGUUGAGAGUGGGAGGAAAGAAAUUGCUCUUUGGUUCCCUGAAGGCCCUAUUAGCUGGGAGAGCAGUCUUCACCCUUGGAUCUACGAGUGAAUGCUAUUCUCACUUAUUUAUAUUUAUGACUACUGUUUUGAUGAGCUGGUUAUGAAGUUUUGACUUGACUUGGUUAUGUCUGCUUCCUUGGAACUUUACUUUAUACAUGCUUAUUAAAUCAAACACAAAGUAAUUUAAGUUAUUUGA